Messenger RNA from Felis catus (domestic cat), 1641 nucleotides. RefSeq names its product POU class 3 homeobox 4 (gene POU3F4). Gene Ontology annotation, molecular function: DNA-binding transcription factor activity, RNA polymerase II-specific; RNA polymerase II cis-regulatory region sequence-specific DNA binding. The coding region runs from base 191 to 1276 and encodes 361 amino acids. Gene Ontology annotation, biological process: brain development; regulation of transcription by RNA polymerase II. The transcript has a single exon. NCBI's taxonomy places the organism in Eukaryota, Metazoa, Chordata, Mammalia, Carnivora, Felidae. The record is from RefSeq and is a predicted model, not a curated record. Gene Ontology annotation, cellular component: nucleus.
AAAGUUAGCCCAGCCUCCCGUGCGGCCAUUGGCCAAGCCCGUGGCUGGCCAGGCCGAGAUGUGCUGCAAUUGGUCACCACAUGUGCCGGUAACUCGCUCUUGCGGCUUUGGCUCCCCCCCAACCAUAGAUGUCAAAGGCUGAAGCUGCUCCCUUUGCCACAUUAUAACUAGUAGGGGAUCCUCACCGACCAUGGCCACAGCUGCCUCGAAUCCCUACAGCAUUCUCAGUUCUAGCUCCCUAGUCCACGCGGACUCUGCGGGGAUGCAGCAGGGGAGUCCUUUCCGAAACCCUCAGAAACUUGUCCAAAGUGAUUACUUGCAGGGAGUUCCUAGCAAUGGGCAUCCUCUUGGGCAUCAUUGGGUGACCAGUCUGGGCGAUGGAGGCCCAUGGUCUUCCACACUGGCCGCCAACCCUCUGGACCAGCAGGACGUGAAGCCCGGACGCGAAGACCUACAGCUGGGUGCGAUCAUCCAUCACCGCUCACCGCACGUCGCCCACCACUCUCCGCACACUAACCAUCCGAAUGCCUGGGGGGCUAAUCCGGCUCCGAACCCGUCCAUCACGUCAAGCGGCCAACCCCUUAACGUGUACUCCCAGUCGGGCUUCACUGUGAGCGGCAUGCUGGAGCACGGAGGGCUCACUCCACCGCCGGCCUCCGCCUCCGCACAGAGCCUACACCCAGUGCUCCGGGAUCCCCCAGACCACAGCGAUCUAGGCUCGCACCACUGCCAGGACCACUCGGACGAGGAGACACCAACCUCGGAUGAGUUAGAACAGUUCGCCAAACAGUUCAAACAAAGAAGAAUCAAAUUGGGCUUCACGCAGGCCGACGUGGGGCUGGCGCUAGGCACACUGUACGGCAACGUUUUCUCACAGACCACUAUCUGCAGGUUCGAGGCCUUGCAGCUGAGCUUCAAGAACAUGUGCAAGCUGAAGCCGCUGCUGAACAAGUGGCUGGAGGAGGCUGAUUCGUCCACUGGGAGCCCGACCAGCAUUGACAAAAUCGCUGCUCAGGGCCGCAAGCGCAAGAAGCGAACCUCCAUCGAGGUGAGUGUCAAGGGCGUACUGGAAACGCAUUUCCUCAAGUGUCCCAAGCCUGCCGCGCAGGAGAUUUCCUCGCUGGCAGACAGCCUCCAGUUGGAGAAAGAAGUGGUGCGUGUCUGGUUCUGUAAUCGAAGACAGAAAGAGAAAAGAAUGACUCCACCAGGGGAUCAGCAGCCACAUGAGGUUUAUUCACACACCGUGAAAACAGACACGUCCUGCCACGAUCUCUGACUGCAGGAAGCAAGGAAGCGGCCGGCCGCACUGGGAGCAGCGCGCAUUUCUUUCUCUCCCACUCUCUUCCUUUCACUUCAGCUUUAUUAUUGCUAUCUAGAGAGAUAGCAAUAGCUAGAUAUAAAGAUAGGGCUCUUCAGUCUCUCAUCUUUUUUCUUCCUUUUUUUUUUUUCAAUAGGGGAUUCUAACUUAUACUAAGAAAGGAAACACACUCACACACGCAUUCCAGCUUCUCAAGGCUGAUAUACAGUAGUGUUAAGCAGUUCAGGAGGGGACCUCACAUACCCUGCCGCCAGGGCGACUGUUUCCUCCAACCUUUUCUGCUGAUCAAAACAUAUUGUUUACUUUGAGUAAGGUUUGUUUGG